AGAAGACAGGUAUUUCUGAACUGCGGCCUCCGGAGAAGUUAGAGAUUUCGGAAGGAGCAGCUUGACCAGAUUUGAAGAAGCGGUGAUGGAUUAAGUGGAUCGGUAGAGAGCAGCUGUCGAUUGCAGUGUUUUGGUGCAUGGUGCUACGAUGUCUAGGGAGAAUAUCAAGCUUUUUGACCCAGUGUUGCGUAUCCUAAGAUCUGUGUAUUCAUCUGUGCUGACAUUGGAGGAAUACAUCGCCGGCAUUCGUUUCAAAGAGGACAACAGACAGCCUCUGGUGUUAAGCACUGACAGCGCGAAAUACAAAAAAUUCAUUACAAGCAUCAUUGUUUGCACUUCCGCCGACAGCAAGUCUUUGGCACAGCCCACCAGUUAUGAACAGCUUUGUACACUGAAAGAACUGGUCUCCAUCAUUCUGAAGAAGAUCAUGCAGAAGAAAAAAAGAAAUGUUCUGGCACAUGGACUGAAGGGCGUCGGUGAAAACUGUGCUUCCGUUUUUUCUCAACAAAGUAACCACUGCACCUCUGCUAUCAGCAGCGGUCCGCUGUGGGAUCUCCUACUCCAAAGGAUUGGAACUGCUGUUAUGAUGCAUCUCUUGGAGUCGUGUGCUCUCUUCACAACAGUAGCCCCUUCUUGUCUUUACCAGGUUGCUGGGAUCCCUGUAUACGAUCACUUCAUCACUGGGGAUAAUUACUCCUCAUUUAAAUGUGUGAGGCUUAGGUCACUGCACAACCGAUUUAAUGUGCUCUUGCAGCUGGCAAAAUCUAAAGUAAAUUUCUAUAGAAACCGUAGGAAGUCGCAGAAGAGGAUGAGGAAACACCAGAAAAAGCGAGGUGCCCCAGGUCCCCGCCAAAACAUCAGCAAAACUGACAGUGAGGGGCCUCCAACCAAGAAGGCCAAGAAAGAGCCAGGGUGCAAUACUAUAGAGGAGAGAAAGCAAAAGGCAAAAAAAGCCCCUGUUUCAGCUGUAUUUUUCAAGGCCCAAAGCAUGUUGUAUUCAAGCUUCAAGUCUUCUGUCCUGAGCAAACAACCGAAAGUACAGUCCAGGGCUGAUCCUGUGAAGCAGAUAAACUCUAAUGCAGAAGAUCUUGUGAAGGACAUAUUUUUAUGCAGAAAGGGAUUUGAUGGCAGGAAAAAAAUCCCCAAGCGUUUCAAAAGCAUGCUUGGCACAUUUAGCCAGUUGCUUAAAAAUCAUAGAAAAUGUCCAUUUCACCUUUUCUUAGAAAGGACUUGCUCAGAAGAACCCACAGGUCAAAACACAGUGGCAAAGGCAACUGGAAGUUUGGACUCAAAAGAGCCCAGUGAUUUCCAAGGUCUUCUUUCAAAAGAAACCAAACCCACACAGGUUUAUAUGUUCAUAAGGGAGUGCUUAAAAUACAUUAUUCCAUUUCAGCUGUGGGGUUCACAACACAAUUUCAAUAGAUUUUUAAUAAACGUUAAAAAAUUAAUUUCCAUGGGGAAGUUUGACAGACUGUCUCUUCAGGAAGUCCUUUGGAAGAUGAGAGUGCAGGACUGUGACUGGCUUAAGCUAAAUAAAUCUGCUUCCUGUCCUGCGACUGAGCACCGAUACCGUGAGAAGAUCCUGGCAAGUUUUUUAACUUGGGUUUUGGGCACCUUGGUUAUUGUGCUAGUAAGGACAUCGUUCUAUGUCACUGAAAGCUCCUGGCAAAAAAAUAUGCUUAUGUUCUUUAAAAAGAAGAUCUGGAGAAGACUGUGGGACAUGGCUAUAAGCAAGCACCUGUCUCAAGGAGAAUUUGUGUCUCUGAGAUCAGAGGAAUUUGCCAAGGCAACUGUUGCAACAGUGAGGUUUAUUCCAAAAAGAAAUGGCAUGCGGCCUAUUGUCAAAAUGGGAGCAGUGGUGGAACAGAAACCAUACAGCAGCCAGAGCAACAGAAGAAAGUCCUUCAAUAUCCAGCUUCGAAACCUCUAUGACAUCCUCUGUGUGAAUGUGACGAAGAGGCCCCACCUGCUAGGCUCCUCUGUGUUUGGUUUACAGGAUAUAUACAGAGUUUGGGGUGAUUUUGCAGUAAAAAACAAAGCUCAGAAUUUGCCUGCACUUCCAAAAUACUUUGUAAAGGUUGAUAUAGCUGGUGCCUUUGACAGCCUCCCACAUGAAAAACUGUUGGAAGUGGUGUCUAGUGUUCUAAAGCCUGUGAUGGACCAAGAGUAUUGCAUCCGGCGCUAUGCACAGAUCUGGGCUGACUCCAAUGAAGGACUGAAAAAAAAUUUCAGAAGACAUGCCACAAUGUUGGGAGACUUGUUGCCCAACAUGAGAUCUUUCACAGCUGUGCAGCAAAAAAAAUCAAAUUUGCGGAAUGCAAUACUGGUUGAACAGGGCCUUUCAAUGAAUGUGUUUGGUCACGAGAUGCUUACAUUCUUCCAGGAAAUGCUUGCAAAUGUUGUCCUCAGGAUUGGGAAUAAAACCUACAGACAGUGCUGUGGAAUCCCUCAGGGCUCCAUUGUGUCCACUCUGCUGUGCAGCCUGUGUUAUGGAGACAUGGAGAAUAGGAUUCUUGGGGACUUGAAGGAAAAUGGGUGUUUGCUGAGAUUGGUUGAUGAUUUUUUGCUCAUCACUCCCCACUUGUCCAAAGCACAGAUGUUUCUCAGAAUUCUGGCAGCCGGGAUCCCUGAAUAUGGCUGCGUCAUUAACCCUCAGAAGAUCGUGGCUAAUUUCCCCAUCGAUAACAUCCUGAACUGCUCUGGGGCCCUACAGCUGCCAUUAGAGUGCUUGUUCCCCUGGUGUGGCCUUCUGCUGGAUACCCAUUCACUUGAUAUCUUCUGUGACUAUGGAAGUUAUGCUGGAGUGUCCAUUCGCUACAGUUUGACCCUUGGUUCAACAUCUCAGCCUGGGCAGCACAUGAGGAAGAAACUUUUGUCAGUUCUGAAACUCAAGUGUCAUGCCAUCUUCCUCGACUUGAAGAUCAACAGUCAACAGGCAGUGUACCUCAACAUUUACAAAAUACUCCUUCUUCAAGCAUACAGGUUCCAUGCCUGUGUGAUAAACCUGCCAUUCGGACAGAAGGUCCACAACAAUCCCACUUUCUUCUUGACAGUCAUCUCCGAAAUGGCAGCUUAUAGCUACUCAAUUAUAAGACAAAGGAACAAAGAAACCCAGUUUGGUAUGAAAAAUGCAUCCGGCCUCCUGCCUUUUGAAGCCGUGCAGCUGCUGUGCUACAGUGCUUUUCUUGUGAAGCUGUCAACACACAGAUGCACUUACAAAUGCCUUCUUGGAAACCUAAAGACAUGUAAGAGGCGACUCGAGAGAAAGCUCCCAAUGGACACUUUGUGCCUAAUCAGGCAUGUGACUGAUCCUCCAUUGCCUCAGGACUUCACAGCCAUGACAAGUUAGAAACAGUGUGUUCAGCCUAGAAGAAAUCCUACAGUAUAACUGACUGGUCUCCAUCGACACUUGUAGUACAAGGUACACACCUGCAAGUUUCUGCUGGUGUCCAGCAUGUUCUGGACACUUGAAAACUUAAGAGUCUUGGAGAAAUCUGAGAAUGGUUUGAUGUCAGGGUUUAUAUUACAAAAACAAAUUAUAUAAAGUGAAGCUUUCAUAUGUCUUAGCACACAUAGUAGGCUACUGUAAAGACGUGUUCAUAUUAGGUUUGAAAUGCUGUUACAGCAUAGGAAAACCAUUUUUUAAGAGACUUUAAGCUGUAGAUUGUACAUUGGUACUAUUAAUUGUUUAUAGUACAGAAAAGCUAAUGUUCUACCCUUUUUCUAAAACAUACCUCCUCCAGCACCACAAAUUAUUGUUGUUGUUUUUCCAAGCCAGCCUAAUGUGGAAUGUGUCUUUCCCUCUGUGGAGAAACAGCUGUGACAAUUUUUCUGUCCUCCUUUGUGAGGGGCAAAAUACUUGCUUUGUUUUGUGUCUUCAGCUUUAUACAUUCCUUAUUCUGCCUGGGAUGUGUAUUUUAGUUCUGUUCUAUGAACAUUUAAUAUUCAGACAUUUUCAAGGUUUAAAACCUUAAUAAGAAAAUAAAACCUUAACUGCUGAGUUUAAAAAAAAUGGUGGAUUAGCUGACUCGCAAAAAAUGUGACUUAAAUUGUAUAAUACAUACUGUACUACAUUUGUAUAAAAAAAGUGUUAUUUGAACAGUAUUUACCAUUUUAAUGCACAUGGACUAUUAGCACUUUAAAGAGUUUAGGUGCUUUACAUUUCCAAUUAAAAU
Messenger RNA from Lepisosteus oculatus (spotted gar), 4175 nucleotides. RefSeq names its product telomerase reverse transcriptase (gene tert). NCBI's taxonomy places the organism in Eukaryota, Metazoa, Chordata, Actinopteri, Semionotiformes, Lepisosteidae. Gene Ontology annotation, biological process: telomere maintenance via telomerase. Gene Ontology annotation, cellular component: telomerase catalytic core complex. Gene Ontology annotation, molecular function: telomeric repeat DNA binding; telomerase RNA binding. The record is from RefSeq and is a predicted model, not a curated record.